AUGCCGUUCCCUCCAGCAAGCCGGCCAAAAAGCCUGUCGAGAGAAGUUACAGAGAAGUUGCUGUGUCCAUCACAGGUGCUUCCUGUUAGGGCUACGGACAAAAAGAGUUCUAUUGAUUACAGAUUGAAGCAGCUGGGCAAGAAGGCGACACAGUAUAAGAGUAAACUCCCCACCAGCCAUGCUACCUCCAUGCUGCGACUGGAAGGCAAGAGUGCUUGGAUCACAAGCCCACAACUUGAUGGCUGUUCAAGUUCUUCAACAAACGCCUCAAGGACCAGUUCCUUGGGCACCACCUCUGGUAGAGGCGUCUCAGCUACAAGAUCUAGCAAAGGCACGUCACCAAACAGCGGGUCAGCAACAAGCACCUCGGCAAGUAGCCCUCGAGCCUCUUCAGGCAGCUCGGAUUCGAGUCUCGCAGACAAGAACGGUGAGGCCAUGAGCUUCUCUCUGAGCUUGACGCCUGAGGCUGUCGUGAUUCUGCAAAGACGUAGCCACGAAAAGCAGCUCCGUGUGGCACGCAGUACCUCAAGCAAAGCAGCCCUUCGGCAGAGGGAGCUCUCAGCCAAAUCUGGUCCUCGAUCCAACAUCCCGCUUGUAAAAAUCUCCCUCUUGAAUGACCACCAUCAGUAUGACGAUGUGGAGUACGAAGAAGUGGUGGAGCAGGGCGUUGACCAGAGUGUGCUGCUGAAAUGCACAGAGUGGCUACGUGGAGUCGAAAAGGCUUCUGAGGUUUCGACACUUGGUAAAGUGGUGAAGAGCAACCAGAAGACUAUCUAG
This is a messenger RNA of Colossoma macropomum (tambaqui), 777 nucleotides long. RefSeq names its product proline-rich protein 18. NCBI's taxonomy places the organism in Eukaryota, Metazoa, Chordata, Actinopteri, Characiformes, Serrasalmidae. The record is from RefSeq and is a predicted model, not a curated record. Bases 1 to 777 code for a protein of 258 amino acids. The transcript has a single exon.